GUCACGCUCGUGCACUGCUCGAUGAGCACGCAGGACCAUAAGGACCAGCCAGCAACACUUGUCGGUGGAUCACAUGAUAUGACAAAGCAGCUAGCCACUUCCUGUGUUUGACUGCUAGCCGAAUCCCAUACGGACGCCGACAGUGCGACUACUGUGUCAUCCAAGAUGCUGGCUCUCAUAAACAGGCUUUUGGACUGGUUCAGGUCCCUCUUCUGGAAAGAGGAGAUGGAGCUGACGCUGGUGGGACUGCAGUACUCUGGAAAAACCACAUUCGUUAAUGUGAUUGCAGUAAGUAGCUAAAGCAGGGACUGUCAGUUUGGGCCCAGACUACUACCUGGCGAAUGUUUCAGACAAAGGAUAUGUCAUAAACCAGAUGUAAUCAUUACAGCAUUAAACGCUUCUUCAGAGAAUUCGGAGGCCUUUCGUUGGACUUAAAGAUCGUGUUGCCCGUGUACUGCGGUCCUGGUUUCUCUGAGCUGUUGUUUAGCAGGCUAGAAUGACGAAGUUCUUGGUAUGACUGUGCGCCUACUUAUGACAGCAGUCAUGUGAACGGGCUUGUCAUUGCUUUGUUAGAGCUACCUGCGUGUCAACAUCAAGGCUGUGUGUGUUGACAGCUUGUAAACUUGUAAACUUUGUCAACAGUUUGUCUUGACGACGUCUUCUUGUGAGGGUAAGCUCAACAGGACAGGCCUAGAGUCUGCAAGACCAGGCUGGAGGAUUUCAUAUUAUAGGAAUUGAUGGUGUAUAGAUUUGUAGAUGAUCUACACCAUCUUUUAUAUGUUGCAUGUACUUAUAAAGACUUAACUCGUGCAAUUAGUAUGGAUUAUUUGGAUAAUUAUUACAGGACCACUGCCAGCUCUCACUGUUGUUGAAGAGUUUAAGGUUUUAUAUGUACUGCCACGUUUGUUGGACCUCUUUGAGUCUGGGUAAGGGGCUGGGGUAAUACUCUGUCAUGUGUCUGGUCCUUGUUUGCACUCUCACUCGCCCUAAACAGAAGUUGUAAACCACUUUACCGCACACUCACUAGCUUAACACACACACUGCUACGGUCAUGUAAGGUGAUCUGACAAAUCAGCCUUUCCGCACCACACUGUUAUUGUCAGGCUGUUAAAGUUAUCCACUACAUUUAGAGUGUCCAGACAGGCUUGUUAAACUCUAAGAGGGUGAUACACAAUGGUCAUCGUCAUCGUGAGGAGAAUGCUGCUCUUAAAGCUUGUUGAAUGUCAAGGAUACGAAGCUCUGUCUGAAUGUAGGAAGCGUGGUAAGGUGGUAGGCAUGCUGAUGCAUAGAUGGCAUCAUCCAAAUAUGAUUCAUGGGGUUUCGGGACAAGCAUCCGAUAAGAGGCCACUAACAACAACAGUAAUCAACUUACCUUUUUCCUCUUUAAGAUAAGUUAAGAUACUCCUUUAUUCAUACCACAAGGAGAAAUUCGUCAGUACUGACCUCAUGAAGAAAUUAAAAGUUUACAUCUGCUCAGCCUUCUAUGUAACUUCUAAGUUAGAUGAAUCCUUGCAGAUGACUUCAAUGUAUGACAUUAGAUGAAACUAGAUAGUACCAGCUAUCUAAUUGUAAUACUACUUGAGAGUGAGACCUCUCAUUUCUCUUUUUCAGUCAGGCCAGUUCAGCGAGGACAUGAUUCCCACAGUGGGUUUCAACAUGCGCAAGGUCACCAAAGGCAACGUGACAAUAAAGGUAAAUAAAAGCGACUCUACACAGGAUCACAUUUUGUCUUAAGCCAUCGAUUCAGCCCUUUAGGAUCCUUUUUAUAAUGCUGCUUCACUUUGUUUUUCAAACCUUAGAUAUGGGACAUAGGUGGACAGCCCCGCUUCAGAAGCAUGUGGGAGCGCUACUGUCGAGGGGUAAAUGCUAUUGUGUAAGUGCCAAAGUCAACUUUUCUGAAACCAUUUUCCGACUGAAACAACGUUCGUAUGAACCAUUUAAAUUUGAUCAUGUCUGCCAAAGUAAAAUAAAAAAAAUGUGUUCAACUCUGUGAAGUAUGUUUCCCUCUUUUCAGUUACAUGGUGGAUGCUGCAGACAGGGAGAAGAUAGAAGCUUCUAGGAAUGAACUUCACAACCUUUUAGACAAACCACAGCUACAAGGAAUUCCUGUAAGAGGCCUUGUGAUGUUUGGGCAAAAAUGCUUCCAGUGAUACAUCUUUGAAGUUAUCACGUUGAUUUCUUUGGAUCUUUUGACUCAUGACUUGUAAUCACAUCAGUAUCACUGUGUAGCUCACAGUUGAACCAAACAAAAUGCCCAUUAAAUCUUUGCCAGGACUUUUGAAAUGAGUGUUUAUUGUCUUGACCUGGAAGCAUUUUUUCACACUGAUGUAACUGACUGCUGUGUCUUCACCUCACACUUGAUCUCUCAAUUGCUUCUCAGUGAAAUGUUGAUGUGAUAAGCAAAAAUACACACCUUUUGUUUUUACUGAUUUGUAAAAAUAAACAAUGUAUACAGACUACUAUUUUAAAUAUUCACCAGUCCUCUCACUUUUCAUUUCUGUUUCAGGUUCUAGUUCUGGGCAACAAACGAGACCUACCCAACGCACUUGAUGAGAAGCAGCUCAUUGAAAAGAUGUGAGGCACUGCGUAAAGUGUUUUUGUUGAUAAGUCUUCAUUCAUACUUCUGACUCAUAUCAGACAGUCAUGACAGGUGUCUGGAGGAUUAUGGUAGUUUUUACCUUCCCGCUCAUCCAAAAUUUGUAGAUCUAGGAGGGAAUUGCCGUAGUAUGAAAUUAUACUCAUAAUACCAUUUAUUAGCACAAUAUGAAUGGCAUGUUAAUACCCCUUUCUUAGACAAUUGAAGGCUGUUGAUGGCAGCAAACAUGUACAUCAGCACAUUCGCAGUAGGAAUCGAUGGUGCCUCGAUACGAUAUUAUCACGAAACUUGGGCCACCAUACGAUAUUAUUGCGAUUUUUAACAUUUUGCAGUACAGUAUUAAGAUACAAUAUAUUGUGAUUCAUACAAUUUUUUCAACUGUUAAGCUAAUUUAGCAUUUGUCUUUCCUUUAUGUCUUCCUUAUUUAUGCUGUAUUUUAUUUUCAUGGAGCACAUCUUGCAAACCUCAUAUAUAUAUUUGUUGUACUAACUGUCUCCUGCUCUAUGAUGUCACCUCUGCCAACCUCACUGGACAGACAGUUGAUUUUAUUUUUCCAUUAUCUUUACAGAAAAAUCGAUACUUGAUAAAUGCGACGAUACGAUAGAUCACCAGACAAAAUAUCGUGAUACUAUGCUGUAUCGAUUUUUUUCUCCAUGUCUAUGGGUGUGCUGGUCAACAAAAAACUCCUGACACUAAGAAAAAAAGGAUCUGGAUCAAUAAUGGGAAAAAAAGUAGGAGUAGGUCAGAUCCCAAAGCAAAACUAGACUCAACUGUUUGGGCUUUAUUGAUUUUUGGUAGGUAGAGAUUUUCUGUGUACAAGUCCAAAGAUUUCUCAGCUGCCCACAGUGACAGGAGUUCUCAGCAUGUAUAAAUGAAAAUAAGGAACGUACGGUACUCGUGCAAGAGGCUCUGAGGUCAGAAAGGAAAAAUACAACCAGGCGAACACAUAGCUCUUACAAAACAUUCAUGUAGCAGCUAGAUACUUCAGCCAGACUAAACUGGAAAUUGCGUAUAAUUCCAAAUCAGUAGUAUCCCAUGACUGUAAACACACAAGAGGCAAAAAUGUAACUUCAUUUUUUUCUGCUCAUGUGUUGUUUUCUCAUUCUGUUUGACUCAUAUGUGAAUAAAAAUAGCAGUGAUGGGUUAGGCGAAUCGAGAUGAUCUGGACAGACUUGUUUUUAGUUUCUUUUUUUAAUGUCUGUACACAUCAUGCUCCUGCUUCAACUGUUUUAUUUCACCGCUUCCCUUUCCAGGAAUCUGUCUGCCAUUCAGGACCGAGAGAUCUGCUGCUACUCUGUCUCCUGCAAAGAGAAAGACAAUAUAGGUAAGAAGCAGAUCGAAGUUAAAGUGAUUCCUCUGAAAAACAAGUUUUGACCUUCAGGGGGGGAUGAAAAUGUCUAAAUGCUCCCCUUUCAGAUAUCACACUGCAGUGGCUCAUCCAGCAUUCAAAGUCACGAAGAAGCUGAAAGUGAAAAAACAACCCACCCCCCCCCCAGUCGCAGCUCCGGCCUUAGCCCCCCUAAUGGUCAUGGUCCUCGACAGCCAUCCCUUUCACUGCCUCUGUGAAGUAAUCCAGCUCUUUCUGCUCACUACCAUCUCCACCUACACCGCCCACUACACUACCAUAGUUGUGAAGUCCUGUACAGCACUACCGCCACCCCAAAUCUCCGGAGCCUUGAGAAAUGUUUGAGUACUGUGCUCGAAGGUGGAUUGUCCUGACCCAUCAAGCCUUAUAGCGCAUCAUCGCAGACAUAUGUCUUUGUAAAUCAAGGAUUUUUUCUUUUUAAACAUUGUGUAUUUUUCCUCUCAACACAAGAAUCUCAUGAUGUUGCAGCGCACUAUUCCCAGCUACACUAGGAUGGAGCUUCUCUGAACUCCCGUUCAAGCAUCCGCUGCGUGUCAACGUUUGGUGUUAAUGUGAGAAGGAUGUGAUUGUAGUUCUUAACUGUGACUUGCCAAAUGAUGCUAAUGCCAAUGCCUUCAGCUCCCCAAAAAUUUACAGAAAAUGUAGCCUGCUUUUACUUGCUGGCAAAUGGAAGUAUCUAUAUAAGUAUAUCUAUAUUAAUGUUAAUUAUUUACAUUAAGUGACUUAAACUGAAGUUUACACAUAGCAUAAAGAAAGUCAGAGGGUGAGACUGCAAGAGUUUUAAGUGCCUUUGGCUGAGUGAGUAUUCCAGUCAGUUAUUGGCAAACCCAACUUCAAAUAAAAACAGUUGUUAUAGAAGAUCACUUUAUUACAUUCACCACCACCUCUCUAGACAAUCACCUUUUACGUUCUGUAAUCACAAAUGUAUUAUGACGUAGGAAUGAAAUAAUUUAUGAGAUGAAUGAGAAGAUGUUACAUUUUAUCUGGUUGAAGGGUAAUUUCAAUGCUGUUUCACUCGUAGCCUGUGACUAUUUUAUGUAGCUUGAAAUGUGGGCUAAAUUUUGCUUGCAGUUCUCAGGUUGUUAGAUUUUUCUUUUCUUUCUUUUUUUUUUUUUUUCAAUAGAAAGGAAAAAAAAACAAAAAACGUCUGAACCCAUUUUUGGGUGUGCCCUCAUACUUGUUUUUUCAACCUCUGUGUUGUUUGGCUUGGAGAACAGAGAGCCUGAAUCAUGAUGACUGCCCGCAGACAACAGAAGACAGCCCAUGACUUCAAUACGCUGCUGGGUAAUUAAUGGCACCCAAAGCGGCCACACCCUCUGAAUCCUGAUCUGUUUCUCUUUUUGAGUAGAAGCCUCAGCAGUCCAGGGACAAAGCUGUCUCCUCUUAAAGUGUACGUAUUGAUCUUAUUCCUGUCUCACAGGUUUCACCACUGUAUAUCAGUCUACAACCUGCUUGGCCAGUGCUUCUUCUUGAGACGUUUGACGUCUUUUUCAAUGUGUGUGUUUCUGGAUCAGGGCUACAAUACUGUAUUCGAGGCCCCCAUGGCUUCUACAUUUUACUGCUAUGUCUAGAUCAUCCCUCACACACCCUCUGUUAUCUCACAUGUUGUUCUGUGUCUGUUGGUGAUCGUUGUAAAUCCUGAAUGUUGAUUUUGGGACCACAGCAGCGGCAGCAGCAGCGAGGGGCUGUUAUACUUGGGUGACUGUGUGGGAAAUUUGGGGAAAGCUUUGUUACCUGUGUAAUAAUAUAGCCUGUUUGCAAUUUGUAUGUGCAUGUGCUGAAUUUAUUCACAUUCAAUUGCAGGCUUUGUAAAUAAGAAGUUAGCAUUUUUAUUCCAACAAAUGCUCCUGUAGAUGUCAUGUAUUCUUCCCCAGUGAUUGCUAAUAAAUUUGUUUUUAUUUUUAAGGAUUUCAAGUGUGGCAACCGAUCUCCUUGAGAACUUUAGAGUUUAAUUUGUCACCACCAGAUGGCAGCAGAGAACUUUAGGCGAAUAAAGUAAUGGAUUAUUGAUGAACCUA
Molecule: messenger RNA, 5980 nt
Organism: Xyrichtys novacula (pearly razorfish)
Lineage: Eukaryota; Metazoa; Chordata; Actinopteri; Labriformes; Labridae
Source: the annotation of a GenBank genome assembly